Messenger RNA from Candida tropicalis MYA-3404, 1737 nucleotides. RefSeq lists its product as uncharacterized. Gene Ontology annotation, molecular function: kinase activity. The record is from RefSeq and is a predicted model, not a curated record. The transcript has a single exon. Bases 1 to 1737 code for a protein of 578 amino acids. Gene Ontology annotation, biological process: carbohydrate metabolic process. Lineage: Eukaryota; Fungi; Ascomycota; Pichiomycetes; Serinales; Debaryomycetaceae.
AUGGAUGCUGUUGGUAUAGAUAUUGGAACAGGAUCGAUACGAAUGUAUCAUGAUAACAACGUAUUAUAUAUUCCUAUAACUACUAUUUAUGGUAAGAAAUUUAUUACUCAAUCAUCAUUUGAAAUUUAUAAUAAUUUAUUAGAAUUAUUAGAUAUUUAUGAUUUUAAUUUUGAAAGUAUUGCUAUAUGUGCAACAUGUUCCCAAGUUGUAUUAGAAAAGAUAGAUAUAGAUGGGGUUAUUUAUUUAACACCUUAUAAUUUAAAUAAAGAUAUUGAAAGUGAUGUUUUAUUAUGGAUGGAUAAUUCACCAAUUGAACAAUGUAAAGAAUUGAAUAAUAUUGUCAAUGAUGAAAUUUUAAAACAAAUCGGUGGGAAAUUUGUACCUGAAUUAGGAUUACCAAAAUUGAAAUUAUUAAAUGAUUGUAUUUCUUCUAAUUUGGUAGUAUUUGAAUUGUAUGAUUUUAUGAGUUAUUUAUUAAAAUAUUCAUAUCAAGAAAUUAAUGGUAAGAAAAUUAUACCUUAUAUAAAACCAGAUAAUUUUAAAAUUGGAUAUGCUUUAGAUGGAUCAGUUAAAGGAUGGAGUGAUGAAUUUUUAAAGAAACUUGAUAUUGACAUUGAGAUUGGAAGAAGUGAAAUCAAAGGUGAUAAAUUAUUACCUAUUGGUUAUCCAGUUGGUAAAAUGCAUAAUAGAAAUAUUGUAAUUGCUCAUGGAUGUAUUGAUUGCUAUGGAGGAUGGUUUAAUAAUGUACAAGUAUCAUCAUCAUCAUCAUCAUCAUCAUCAUCAUCAUCAUCAUCAUCAUCAUCAUCAUCAUCAUCAUCAUCAUCAUCAUCAUCAUCAUCAUCAUCAUCAUCAUCAUCAUCAUCAUCAUCAUCAUCAUCAUCAUCAUCAUCAUCAUCAUCAUCAUCAUCAUUAAACUCAGUGACCAUGGUUGCUGGAACAUCUACUUGUUUUAUUUAUAAUUCAUCAAUCAAAAACUAUAUACAAAAUACUUGGGGUCCUUAUGAACUUGGGAAACAAGGUGAAUUUGUUUAUGAAUUUGGUCAACCAGCAACAGGAAAACUAUAUGAAGUUAUUCUUGGGAAAGAUUUUAAUUUUGAUCAAGCUGAAGUACAAGUUGAAAAGUUGGAAAAAGAACAUAAUAAAUCAAUACAUGAAUUGAUCAAAGGGUAUUUUUAUUAUGGUGAUAUUUUUGGGAAUAGAUCACCUUUACAAGAUCCUGAAAUGUCAGAAAUGAUCAUCGACAAUAAUAAUCUGAUAUUACCCAGGAUACUUCAUAAUGAUGACGAUGAAGAUACAUCCAAAUUAAUUAAAUAUAUUCUUAUUAUGGAAUUUCUAGUUUUCCAAACGAAAUCCCUUUUGGAACCGUUGAUUGUUGAUAAAUUGGUUAUUGUUGGAUCACAAGCUAAGAAUAAGAGAUUUUUACGAUUAUUAAACUUGAUCACGGGAAUUGAUGUGGAAAUUGGAGAUAAUGACGAUUAUGAAGUCGGAAGUGAAGAAGUUGCGAGAGGAGCGUUUUUACUUGCCAGAUUGGGUAAAUUAAUAUCAACAAAUCAUGACUAUACAACUGCAUACAAUGAAGUGAUUAAAGAUAACAAAUCAAAGAAGAUGGAGCUUAAUACCCAACAUAAACAAGUAACAAAAGAGAUAUUAACAAAGAAAUAUGAGAUAUUUAAAGAUAUGAUUAAUGUUCAACGUAAAUAUAGAAACCUAAUGAAUAAUGUGGGGGGGGGGGUGUAA